Molecule: messenger RNA, 2459 nt
Organism: Durio zibethinus
Lineage: Eukaryota; Viridiplantae; Streptophyta; Magnoliopsida; Malvales; Malvaceae
Product: transcription factor MYB33-like
Source: RefSeq, a predicted model, not a curated record
UCUCAGCUUUCUUUCCUUUCUUUCUCUCAUUUCCUUCCAUUUUCAUUUUUUCUUUUUUCAUUUUUUUUGGGUUUUCCCUAUCAAUUUUCUCUAUCCGCAAACGCAAAACCUCAAAAUUAAAAAAAAAAAAUUUCCUUUUCUAAUCGCUCAGUUGUUAGAUCUCAAUGUUUUGCUCUUUCUAUUCUCGGAUCCUUUUUGUUCUAGCUCAAAAAUUACGGUUUUCCAUUUUCGCUUUUGUCUCAGCUCUCACUUCAAUCAGGAACCAUAAUUGAGCUCUUUUAAAGAAUUCUUGUUUUUGGCAAAUUUCUCCCGAACUUUUGCUUCUUAAGGCAGGUUUUGGAUGGUUCUCACCUGUUGGUGGGGAUUCGUGCAUGAUUACAAAGAGAUGAGUCACACAAAAAAUGAGAGGGAAGAUGUAAUGUUCUCUAAGGAUCAGACAGAAUCACCAUUGGUUGAUGAUGAUAACUGUGGAGGAGGUGCAGGUGGGGGAGUUGUUCUGAAGAAAGGGCCCUGGACGUCUGCUGAAGAUGCAAUUUUGAUUGACUAUGUGAAGAAGCACGGGGAAGGCAACUGGAAUGCUGUUCAGAAGCACUCUGGGCUGCUACGUUGUGGAAAAAGUUGCCGUUUACGUUGGGCAAAUCACUUAAGGCCAAACUUAAAGAAAGGGGCAUUUACUCAAGAAGAAGAACAGCUGAUCAUUGAACUCCAUGCAAAGAUGGGAAAUAAAUGGGCUCGGAUGGCUUCACAUUUGCCUGGCCGUACAGAUAAUGAGAUAAAAAAUUAUUGGAAUACCCGGAUUAAGAGACGUCAACGUGCUGGGUUACCUUUGUAUCCUCCCGAAGUGUGCCUGCAAGCAAAGCAGGAGAGCCACAGUAGCAGUGCAGUUAAUGGAGGGGAUAGAGGACCUCAUGAUAUCUUGCAGAACAACAGCUAUGAGAUACCUGAUGUCAUAUUUGACAGUUUGAAGGCCAAUCAAAGUGUCCUGCCUUAUGUCCCUGAGCUUCCUGAUUUAUCUGCUAGCAGCAUGCUGAUGAAAGGUCUAGGUUCUUCUCCAUAUUGUGGUUUCAUAUCACCAACAAUCCAUCGCCAGAAGCGUCUUCGAGAAUCGACAGCCUUUUUCCCUAGUUACACUGGUGCUGUUAAAAGUGAAGGUCCCUUGUUUGAGCAGUUUCAAGAUGAUAUGUUGGAUAAGGCUGCUCGAUCCUUUGAGCUGCCUUUUCCAAUUGAACCAGAUCCUACAGCUAAAAACUCUCAGUCAUUUGGUGUAUUUCUAGGUAGCCAUGCCAUUUCAAAUGGCAAUUUCUCUGCUUCAGAGCCCACUUUGGAGGCUGUGAAGUUGGAGCUCCCUUCACUCCAAUAUCCAGAAACUGAAUUAGGUAACUGGGGCACAUUAUCCUGCCCACCACCUUUACUUGAGAAUGUUGAUGCUUUUAUCCAGUCACCACCUCCAACCAGCGGAGUCGAGUCAGAUAGUCUUUUACCCCGUAAUAGUGGCCUGUUGGAUGCUUUACUGCAUGAAGCAAAAACUCUAAGCAGUGCAAAGAAUCAUGCAUCUGACAAGAGCUCAAAUUCAUCAACUCCCGGUGAUAUAGCUGAAAGUUCCAAUUUCAACAUUUGUGAAACAGAUAGGGAAAACUGUGGUGAACCUCUUUCUCCGGUGGGUCAUUCAGCAACUUCUCUUUUCAGUGAGUGUAUCAGUGCAAGUGGCAGUUCAUUGGAUGGACAACCACCUAUUGAAACAUUUACUGAGUCUCAUGUGAAAUCAGAACCAGCUGACCUUGUUUUGACACCGGAGAUACAAAAAGAGACUCCUAUUCAAUUGGAUAGUAAUUGCCCUGAUAAUUUAUUUGCUUCAAAUUGGCUUGAUCAGGGUUCUGGUUUUGAUAAGGACCAAACAAUCAUGACUGAUGCCAUAGCAAGCCUUCUUGGUGAUGAUUUGAGUAGUGAGUAUAAGAAUAUGGCAGCUGCAACAUCUAUUUCAAGUCAAGCAUGGGGCCUUGGUUCUUGUGCAUGGAAUAACAUGCCUGCUGUCUGUCAAAUGCCUGAACUCCCUUGAGAUCUGCUAUCUCUAUUGUAUGAGCUACUCUGAAGCUUUUUGUUUGUUUCAUUCAUUCCAUGAUUUGUUGAUGUGGGUAGACAAAUGAACCUGAUUAUCAAAACUCAUUUGGGAAGAGACCACAAUAUGGUAUAAGUCAUGGAUGUUUGGUUUGUUGUUUUUUUAUGUUUUUGUUGAACUGUUGAAUGCGUGUAUGCCAAUUGGAACUACAAGGUAUACAAAUGCAUUCAAGCUGUUGUUAUACUUUUAGAAUAACCAUGCACUUUUAGCAUGGAACCCCCAGUCUAAUGAUUUUGCCAUUUGAUGCAUGUGUCUUGACUGACGCUGAUUUGUGGUAGGGCGGUCAGAUGACAGAUCUCAAAAGCUUACUCUCGUUUCAUUAAUAUAAUAGAUAUUUGGUGGA